This is a messenger RNA of Porites evermanni, 3748 nucleotides long. NCBI's taxonomy places the organism in Eukaryota, Metazoa, Cnidaria, Anthozoa, Scleractinia, Poritidae. The record is from the annotation of a GenBank genome assembly.
AUGGAAGAUAAUGUCCAAAUCUGGCUGCCAUUUUGAGGGACUUGUCAACAUGAAGCGUAACAGACAUAAAUUGAGCAGGUAGAUCUAAAACCGUCAGAAAUACAUACGAAAGCACUCAAAUAAACUUUACUUUCAAUUCAAGUGGUAAAAUUUGAAAUUGUUCAUUAAACUUAGCAUUCGUACCACCCCAUCCGACCAUUUCUUCCAGCAAUUCAAACACUAUAACCAACUAGUGUUUAAAUUCCUCUUGUCGAUUCCACCAUAAGAAAUAACCUGUGCCACCCAAGCUUUGACUCGAAUAUGAAGUACGAAUCAAAUAACAUAACUCAGUCAUCUUUGUGGCAAUAUCACGCCAGUAUUUUGAUUUUCUUCUCUACAAGAACGGUGAUCAGGAAGCGAUGUUUAUUUCAUAAACGUGACCGCUGACAAGCCGGUGAGUGAAAAACAGCACUGCUCAGUGGCGAGGGGCAGGGUGUAGAACAAUCUGCCGACUAAUGUAAGACAAGGAAAAUCUUGGACUGGCUUUCAGAAACUCUUAACUUUUAGUUCGAACACGGCAUUCAAGGAAAACAGCCUUUAAUUUUAAAAUUAGUUUUAUUUUUUUUUUAUUUAUUUCAACAUUCCUCUUCUAAUGCUAUCACAGUUAAUUCUAUAGUCUGUUACCAUUUUUAGGAUAUUGUAUAUUGUAUAUUUAGCCUGAUUGUUUUGACCGUGUAUAAAUAAAAGUGAUGAUGAUGAUGAUGAUAAGGAUGGUAAGGAUGGUAAUACUGGAAAGCCUUGAAAAUCCAUUUAUAAUACCACUGCUGAUGAACUGUAGGAUGGAUAACCCCGAGUUGAUUUCCUCACGAUUGCCUUGCCCCAUUCAGCAGAAUGAAACAUUCAUCAUUGACCUUAGACCCUUGGCCAAUAGGAAAGAUAUCUUUUGUGAUGACAAAAGGAGUAGAAUGAUGAAAGCAAAUAGAGAGAAGUUGUACUCUGCAACAAACAACUCAGAAGGUCAAGUUUUUUCAUUGUACAAGGAUUCAUCAGAAGCCGACAUACAAUAUCAGUGAGAAGGCACCCAUACACUUGCAAGUCCUGCCCUCAUUUUUCACAAGAUAAUUGUAACAAUUGAAUAUGGAAAGUUGAUUAAGAAAUGGUUUCCUUUAGUGCUUAUUCAUUAGUACAGGGAAGCGAAGCUAAGAAAGUUCAAAGUCGCCUCACAUGCCAAUUGCAAGCUUGAAUCCUCGGUGCCACCAUAUGUAAAGACAAAAGAAAGCACAAAGCAGAGUCUGGUACAAAACCUCUUAGAGAACAAGACAAAUUCAAAACGUGCACUUUUCAAGAUAAUGAGGAUAGUGGUGAGGUUUGUGGCACUGAGAGUGCGAGUUCUUUGCCAGGAAAUGUACCACAGGUCAACAUCACAAAACAUCAGCUGGGACUUACAACCUCUGCAGCAUCAAAAGUCAACAGUGACCCACUGAUGGCAGUGCUUGACCUCCAGAAGGGCUCAUGUUCAUGAUCUGUCAGUGAAGUCACUUGUAACGAUCUGCCGACGGUGAUGCUCUUCAUCAACCAACAAAUGGAUGACAUCAUUGGCUUCCGCCGCCAUAAGAAACGAAACUUUGUUUCACAACUUGGGUUGGAUGCAACAUUCCAAUUAGGGCCUUUUUAUCUACCGCUAACCACUUGCAAGAACCAUUUGCUUACUGUGCAGGGUAACAGAUAUCUUCUAUCUCGUCUUGGGCCAGUUAUGGUAUGCAUAACCAAAGAACAGUUGACAUACCUGUCAUUCCUCCACUGUUUAUAAGAGCUGUACCUGGGCUGGGUAACUCUCUUCAUGCAACUGGAACAGAUAAUGAGUCUGCCCUGCAUAAUGACAUUUCUGCCAGUUUCCCUCAGUUACACCCGCUGCUCUGUUACUUGCACGGCAAAUAAAUGUCACAGAAAAGUUAGGGCGUUUGGGCCUGUCGCAAGCCCUCUGUGAACAAAUUCUUGAGGAUCUCUACGCCAAAGGCACUGGACUUCUGUGGUCCUAUUCUAAGGAAGAAUUCGACAGGAGGGUGCAAGUUCUAAUGGAACACUGGCACAGGUUGGAGUCAUCAGAGCACAAAGACCCACAGUUUGUGGAGUACUUCUGUAAAUGUAAAUUGGACGACACGAGAGACAGAAUGGCCAAGUAAGUUGUGAAGGAGCUAGGGCUGGGGGAGGAGCCAUACUGGCAGAACAUCCCAGAAGCUGUAAACCAGGCCUGUAGCAGGAAGAGGGGCAGGGGGCGCUCGAGCCCCCCUGAAAUUUUCAGACUUCAAUUAAGUUCUGCCACAAAAGCGUAGUUUUUUCUACUAAAAUGGACAGCUGUCAAUGGAAGCUGAAGUUUCAAAGAAUUGUUAAUCGUCAUGCCAGCAAUUAAUGCUGUUAGUGAAAGAUAGUUUUCAGCUUUAAAGCGGGUGAAGAAGUAUUUGCGCUCAACAAUGGGAGACUCUAGACUGAGCCACCUCAUGAUGUUGCAUGUUCACAAGAACAGAACAGAUGCUCUGACCCUUGUAGACAUAGCUAAUGACUUUGUUGGGCAGAGAGAAAACCGAAAGCAAUUGUUUGCCAAAUUUCCACGAACGAUAUCCCAAACAAGUUCUCUAUUUCGUCAAAGUCAACACAAACGGAAAAUUAGAGACAAAAACAAAAGGUAUUGCAGACAAAUGUAGUGAUCUGGCAUGUAGCAAGAAGUAUGCUUUAACUAAGGGACCGAAGUGGGAGGCGAGAGUUAAUGUGGGCCACUCGGUCAGCCCCCAAGUCAUUUUAUGCUUGCUAGGGGCCUCUGUAGACGCCAUGUUAAAGGAGUGGAAUAACUUUGUUUUGUUGUUUCUCUGUACAAUUUUGUUGAAUCAAAUACAAUGGCAACAGAGUUAGCUUGGUUCCGACUAUCAGACAAGUGCAAAGUUUGUGAUGAGUUUAAACAGCACAACAUGGUGAGAUGACAAGGGAAGAGAGGGAAAAUGCAAUGAAGCAGAUAUCUAAGCCUUGCCCGGACCCAAAUGCCUACAAGAAGAGCCGAAGCUUCAAGUUAACACAACCCUAUCAAGUUCUUCAGUUCAAGCAGCAUUGGUGACCUUGCACAACUGGAGGGUCAGUUUUUUAGAGAAGAAAUAUCCAGCCUCUCAGAAAAGGCUAAGCCCUUAUCCACAACAAGGGCUUGCGAGAAGGCUUUCAAACUGGCUCAUUUUUAGUUGACAGUGGUGCCUCACUUCCUUGAAAAGUACAGCUUUUGAAGAGAAGGAAGUAGUCCUGUUCUUGCAGUUUUUUUUUUCAGUUCCAACAGUACCAGUCAUCAUUGUGUCGCAGUUGCCAUCCAAACAGGAAGGGUAAAGCAGAUAGUUGCAAGUUUCCCAGGAAGGAGUUUAACUUGGCUCAGCACAUCUGCACCCAAAUCAGUUGCAGCCAAAGUGCCACCUCAAAAGCGUUCACGAGACGAGGCAACAGUAUCACCCCAGAUUGCUGUGGACGACCGCCACUUUAUUUCUGAAACAAUUGGUGACACAAGUGUGGUUAAAAGAAGUGUGCCAAACCCAGUGACCCUCCAUCGAAUUCACCCUUUGUCCCGAAAAGUUUUAGCAGGGGUAUUAGAAAAUGUCCUGGAUGCAAGAAACCACUGUCCACAACUAUUGAGGGCUACAAUGAGGAGGAUGACAAGGAGUAUUGCUUUGGCCAUUUUGAAGCGUACAACUUCUGCAACAAGUCCACCAAAAGGCACCAGGCAACAACUUCGACCUAG